Molecule: messenger RNA, 2396 nt
Organism: Paramecium octaurelia
Lineage: Eukaryota; Ciliophora; Oligohymenophorea; Peniculida; Parameciidae
Source: the annotation of a GenBank genome assembly
GGGAAGAAUGUAUAUAGAAGAAUUUUCUAAUUAACUAAAUUUGGAUCAAGAAACUUUGGAUAAGGUUAAAUAAGCUAUGCAACAAUUUUCAGAAUAAGAUGAAAAAGUAUGUUUGAUUAGAGUAUAUAUAUAGAUUUAUGUUCCAGCUGUAGUUUAUUUAUGCAGUCAAAGUUGUCAAAUUCAAUAAAUUGAUGGAUAAACAAAACAAGGCAAUGGAAUUACACUUACUUAAGUAUGUUAUUCAUAGGAUUGUAGAUCAUCCGCAACUUGGAUCCCUAAACUGAUAUUGAGUAGUUCUUAAUGGUUUUGCAAGAUCUCCCUGCGCUUUUGAAGUAUCAUUCAACCGAAUUUGAUAACGUAGUCAGAUAGGCUAAUUUCAGUUUUAGGUUGUACAAAAAGUUUGACAAAUGCUUUAGUCUCAUCUAGUAUUGAUAAUUUUUAUAUUAUUAUAGGCCCGUACAGAAUCCAAGUUAAACUCCAUAAUUCAAAAAGGAGGAUGAUUGUGAUCCCUAUAUAUCUGACUUAAAAAAAGUUGCUUGGAUUCUCUGCAUAAUAGUUCGAUAGAAUAUUUUACAAUAUGAGGAGCAGUUAGAUAAAAAUUAGCUUAUUAUUUGUGAUCCAAAUACUAAAGUCAUUUUAAUUUUAGUGGGAUCUUUAUCGAUUGUAUUUUAAAAUAUUCCAAAUACAUUUACAUAAAAUGUUUCAGAUAUUUCACAAAAAAUGCUGUCCUUUUUUUGCAAUGAUUAAAAAGAAAUCGAUGAGGAAUUAAAAUAUUAUUAGGAUUUGUGCUUUAAAUGCAUCAAUCAAGUUGUAAAUAUGAUGCAACAUAAAACAAAAGUAUUAGAUAUGCAAUAAGAAACUCAAGAAACUCUGCUCUCAGUAUUAUUUGAAGAAAAUGCAAUUGAUUAAACCUAUAGAAGAUUACACAAAUAUUAUGAAAAGACUAGAAAACAUUCAGAUUUAGAUGAAGAAUGUUUUUUGAGAUAGAGGAUUGUUUUUACACCUAAGAAGGACAUCAAUAAGCAAGCUGACUAUUCAGACUUUGAAACAUGGUAAAAGAAGACCAAAAUAAAAAGUGAUCCUCCUUUUAUGUAAACCCCAUUGAAAGAUAACAAAUUCUCUAACACGCAAGAAAAAACCUAUUUUGAUAUCAAGAAAAAUGCUAAUCCUCAAACUCCAAUUAGUAAAUGCAUGGAAUUACAUUAAUGGAUUAAGAAAAUCACUAUGCAAACUUAUAAAUGCUUUGAAGAUGAUGAUGAUGAAUAAGGAUUUUAUAAUUAGGCAACAAUUAAUAUUAAUAAAUACUUUGAGGUCACAGAAGCAUAAAAAUCUUAAAAAUAACAUGAAUAAGUGUAAACAAUAUUGACUUUGUGUCUUGCUGUCAUAGAUUCAUUGAUGAAAUAGAAUGAAGGUUAAUUUGAUUUGAAAUUACUUAAAAAUUAUAGAUUCCAAUUUGCUAUUUUAGGUCUAUCUCUGUAUACCUAUUAAAUCGUAGCCUAAAAACCGAACUUAUUGCAAAACAUGAAACAAUUAUGCACAGUCUUUGAGAUAAGUCCCUUAGAUUUAUUUAGAGUCAUAGCUAAUUUUGCUCAUUUUCAUAGAUAAAUGCCCUCUACUAUAACUUCAUAACUCUUUGAGUUAGAGAAGCACAUCCUCUUCAAUUUGAUGUGGCAAACAGAUGCUGAAAAACUGGUUGAAAUCUUCAAAGAGAGUAUUGAAUAUAUAUUAUAUAGAUUCCCCAAAAUAUUUUGAUUCGGAAUUAGUGAGAAGAUUCUAAAACCACUUAGCCUUGAGAGUGAAGGAACUUUGUAAUAUCCUGGAAUUAGACAUUCAUGACUUCGCUUAUUCUGCAAUAUGUGAAUUUAUGAAGAAUCCUAAAUUAUCAGUAUUGAAGGAUGUGAUAUUUGACACUGUGAUCAUUUGCACAUUCUAUGUCAUACAAAAACAUCAAAAACAGAGUCCCUCCUUUAACUCUUACAAUAAGGUAAAAAUAUAGAAAAUUAUCAUAGCUUUACACUAAAUAUUACUCCUAAUAAAAGCAAGUAUUCACCAGAAUUGUAGAGUACUAUAAUGAAAAAUUCUUGAAUGAAUUCAGAGAUAUCGUAAAAUCAAUAUCAAAUGCUCAACCUUUACAAAUACCCAAAAAUUUUGAAUGCCAAAGUCCUCUGAUAAUAAAAUAAAUCCCCGUGUCUCCAAAUUACAAAUAAUAAUACAUUGCUACUCCAGAACCACCCUCCCCUCAAAAAAACUUCAUGCGUUCAUUGAUGCAAAAGAUAAAACCAUAAUAAUAAUAAUAAUAAUAAUAAUAAUAAUAACAAUAGCCAUAACCAUAACCAUAACCAUAAAAAAAACAACCAUAAAAAAAAUAAUAAGACAUUCACCCUUUCCAAGAUUGA